AUGGAAUCAUCCAGCGGUACCGCCUACGCUCUGUUCUUGCACCGCCAGGAGUUGCAACGCCGCCAGAUGCUAUACACCAAGGUUUCGAGGACCAAAAUCCAGCUGACAAAGGAACUGAUUGCCAAGCAGAAGCAACGGCUGGGCGCCUGCACCAACGAGGAUCUGGAGAUCCUCAACAGAGAGACGCAGUUCAAGCGAACGCUCCAGCAGAAGCUCAAGCAUCGCAACAAGCAGCUGAAAGCCAUUGCCAGGCAACAGGAGAGACGAGAAAGCUGA
Molecule: messenger RNA, 276 nt
Organism: Drosophila persimilis
Lineage: Eukaryota; Metazoa; Arthropoda; Insecta; Diptera; Drosophilidae
Exons: 1
Coding region: 1-276 (91 amino acids)
Source: RefSeq, a predicted model, not a curated record